Molecule: messenger RNA, 1350 nt
Organism: Asterias rubens (European starfish)
Lineage: Eukaryota; Metazoa; Echinodermata; Asteroidea; Forcipulatida; Asteriidae
Product: Y' element ATP-dependent helicase YJL225C-like
Exons: 6
Coding region: 189-1262 (357 amino acids)
Source: RefSeq, a predicted model, not a curated record
GUCUGCAUGCUGCAAAGACUUCUCUUUCAUUUCCUCAACAAGCGCAUAGCAGUUAAUUACAUACAACGCAGGCAGCGCACGUGACGUGACUCCAUACCGACUGCUCUGCGAUUUGCUCGGGGUCACUGCAGACAAAAACACGGCAAGAGCCACGCGACCACGCGGAGGGUUCUCUGUAAGUCAAUGCAAUGGCGGAUGGACAUUCAAAUUGCAUUUGGACGCUGCUGGUCAGUGUGGUGCUAGUAAAUUUUCAAGCAUUCCCCGUCAUUUCGCAAGACCCUACAACAUCUGGAGUAACUGACACGCCAACAAAUUCAGUCACAGUCGAAACGACAAAUGCAGUGACACAGCAAGCAGCUACAAAUGCAGUGACAAAUGAAGUCACAAUCGCAACGACAGAUGCAGUGACACAAGCAGCUACAAAUGCAGUGACAAAUGCAGGCACAAUCACAUUGACAAACCCAGUUAAUGAACUGACGAAUCCAGUGACAGAGGUAGUGACAAAUGCGGCCACUGGUGCAGUGACGAAUGCAGUAACAGGUGCAAUGACAGAAGCAGUGACAGAUAAUGUCACAGACGCAGGGACAAAUCCAGUGGCAGAUGCUGUCACAGAUGCAGGUACAAAUCCAGUGACAGGUGCUGUCACAGAUACAGUGACAAAUCCAGUGACAGAUGCUGUCACAGAUUCAGUGACAAAUCAAGUGACAGAUGCUGUCACAGAUUCAGUGACAAAUCAAGUUACAGAUGCACCAAUAACAACGAGUGUUACGGACGCUGCUACAGAUCUCAGGACGGCGUUGGUGAACGUGACGUCAUUCACAGAUGUUUUUAUUACUAGCAAUAUUACUGAGGUGGACCACUUUAACACGAGCAGCACAUUAUCACCCAACGUCACUGAUCCUGAACAAAUUAUAUACAGACUGGAUCAAACCCGCACAGUUAUCAUUCCGAUCGUCAUCUUCACUUUACUGUUAUUCCUUCUCGUUAUCAUGAUAUUCAUCGCUACAUAUACGCGAAUAAGGCUGAAGAAAAGUGUCUCCACAUAUAGACUAACACCAUCCGUUAAGAACAGCAGCACACACGUCGGGUAUCAGAACACCGCGUACGAACACGGGGACAUAGCCGACGAUACGGACAUUGAGUGUAGUAUGAGAGAUUUACGACUGGAUGUAACGUCUACGAAUGGUAGAGACACGAUGAAUAUUAACCCGGAGGGUCUUAAAAAUCCAGAGGGCCUGGAGGAAGAACUCACGCCUCUCUGAAGACUACUAACUACAACAAAUUAAUGCUUAGCAGAAUAAGGUUACCAGCCAAAUUUCCAUGACCUUUGUACAAUAUUUGUGACUGGUA